AUGGGAAGACUUUCUGGUUUUCAAACAUUCCUAGGUUGGGGUUUGGAAGCGGCAACAUCUUUUUCGGACGGCGACAACACGAAAAGUGAGUUGGAUGAGAGUUAUUCUGACUGGGACAGCUCAACUACGGUCGAAAAGUCCCAGUCGAGCGAGUUUUUACGAUCGAGUCGAGGCUUCCACAUUUCUCAUUGGCCCGAAACAGGAAAUCUGCCAGCUGAGCGCACUGCUUUUCCGGGCGUGGACACUCAAUCACAGUUGAAGGGUAACAUUGAAUGGUUUGAAGAUGUUCGAAAUUUUAGAGGUAGUGGUUCCCGUACAGAAGGAAACGCAGAAACAUUCAUGUGGCAGCUGGAAUGGAAAAUGGUCGACUUUCCAGAUAGUCAAGCGAGGGCACGAAUAUGGAUAAAAAACAGCCCUCGUCUUACCCUUAACCCGGCUGCACCUACAUUCGUACCGUCGGGAACAUCCAAUCUUCAUGAAGUUCUUCCGUUAUUUGGUGAGCAAGACUCUUUGCACCAGCAUCAACAAUACUAUCCUUGGCAAAACCAAACUUCUUCUCACCCCCGCUUCCGAGCCUUCUCCUCUCAGAGAGCAACAAAGGACGAAUCUUUCAGCCACCAUGAUGGUUACAUGACAUCUUUAGAGUACCUGCCUGGAAUGGGCUGGCCGCCACUCCAACCACUUCGCAUCCCCAAGCAUCGGAAAAAACGAUAUCCUGCUUCGCAUGGUCGAGUUUGUCGACAACUCAUUCCACGGAACCAACUGGAAGGGUUGCGGAUUUCAUGUGAGCAGAUAUUUUCAGCAGAAUACCACAGGAAGGGACGAUAUUAUAGCGAGGAAAGUGACAAGGAACAGGCAAAGGAGGAUUUGUGA
Molecule: messenger RNA, 873 nt
Organism: Hymenoscyphus albidus
Lineage: Eukaryota; Fungi; Ascomycota; Leotiomycetes; Helotiales; Helotiaceae
Source: the annotation of a GenBank genome assembly